AUGUCAAGCCUUUCCCGUUAUUAUGCCGAUGAGAAGGCACCUUUCUCUCGUCUUGAAGCCAAACCUUUCUUUGAGACACUUGACUUGAAAGAAAAGAAAUAUGCUCAUUACAUGUCACGCGCUUCGUUUGAAGGCACGCGCAUCAUUAUUGCCCAAACCAACCCUGCUGCUAUUGCCAUUUACGACAUGAUCAUCAAGACCUUUUCAUUGCAAGAUGGUAGUAUGCGUGAUUCAGACACACUCUUCCAAGCCAGUGGCGUUUCCGCCGAGACGUAUGAACAAUUUCUUCAAUACGCAGCUCAAUUCUUGGGCAACUUGAGCAAUUACAAAUCCUUCGGUGACGAAAAGUUCAUUCCCCGUUUGAGUGCAGACGACUUUGAAAAGAUUGUGCGUGGAUCCGAAAGCGAGGAAGCGAUCGGCUUAUUCGAGCAAUGCAGAGAUGAAUUAUACAAUGUAGAGCCCACUGCGCAUAAUUUAAUUGGUUUCCCUCAAGACGGUCAUCUGUCUGGUUAUUAUUCACCCAAUAUCACCAAGGACGAUAUCUUGCUCAUUCAAGGUUUCUGCGAACAAGAAAAGAUUGAUCCUUUAAACACUCGAUUGUUCAAGGAUGAACAAAAUAAUUAUACAUUGACCGUGGCAGCCGCAGAGGAACAAGUACCCGCCAAGACCUAUACGUUAGAGAAUGGAUCCACUGUACAUGUCACUUUCACAGAUUUCCAAGCUUGCAUGAAAAAAGUAGCGCAAGCCAUCCAACAAGCCAUCCCCUAUGCUGCCAACCAAACACAGACUGACAUGUUAAAGGCCUAUCACACAUCUUUCCAGUCUGGAUCGAUUGAGGCGCACAUGGACUCUCAACGGUUUUGGUUAAAGGACCUGAGUCCUCAAGUAGAAACCAACAUUGGAUUUAUCGAGACUUAUCGUGAUCCUCAAGGUGUGCGUGCUGAAUGGGAAGGCUUUGUGGCCAUGAUCAAUAAAGAACAAACGUUAAAGUUCAAUCGAUUGGUGGAUAACGCCCCCUUAUUUGUGGCAAGAUUACCUUGGUCAGCCGAGUUUGAACGAGAGACCUUGAACAAGCCUGAUUUUGUAUCCUUGGAAGUGCUUUCUUUUGCCACUGCUGGUAUUCCCGCUGGUAUUAAUAUCCCCAACUAUUCCAACAUUACUCAGAUCUAUGGGUCUAAAAAUGUGUCCUUGGGCAACGUGAUCUCUGCACAAUCCCCCUCUGAGAAAUUCCCUUUCCUUCGUGAAGAAGAUUUACAGCUUUACAGAGAUUAUCGUAACUUGUCCUUUGAGGUUCAAGUAGGUACACAUGAGUUGGGUCAUGGUACAGGUAAAUUAUUUACAGAGGAUGAAGAAGGUCAGUUGAACUUUGAUGUGGAGAGUUUGGUGAACCCCUUGACACAAGAACCCAUCACUACUUGGUAUAAACCUGGACAAAACUUCAAUUCUAAAUUCAAGAGUAUUGCUUCCAGUUAUGAAGAAUGUCGUGCUGAAUGCAUUGCACUCUCUCUCUCUCCUCACGAGGAUAUCCUCAAGAUCUUUAAUUAUGAGGGACAAGAAGCUGAGGAUAUCUUGUACAUUAUGUAUUUGAACAUGGCAAGAGCUGGUCUCACCGCACUCGAGUUCUACAACCCCACGGCCAAGAAGUGGGGACAGGCACACAUGCAAGCACGCUAUGCUAUUAUGAACAUUAUGUUGAAGGCAGGAGAGGGCUUUUUAGAGUUCAAGCCUUGUGUGGUAGAUGAUAAAGAGAGUUUGGAGAUCCAUUUGGAUCGUAGUAAGAUUCGAUCUGUGGGAGCACCCGCCGUGUCUGAAUUCUUGACGAAAUUACAGAUUUACAAGGCCACAGCAGAUGAAGAGGGUGGAACCGAGCUUUAUUUGGAAACAACACGUGUGCCAGAUGAUUGGAAUACCAUUCGUGAUACCGUGAUUCAGUCCAAGCAACCUCGUAAAUCCUUUGUUCAGGGAAACACUUUUGUCGAAGGUGAGAAUGUGACAUUGAAAGAGUAUGAGGCAUCCACCGUAGGCCUCAUUCAAAGUUAUGUCGAACGUCGUGUUUAA
Molecule: messenger RNA, 2058 nt
Organism: Mucor mucedo
Lineage: Eukaryota; Fungi; Mucoromycota; Mucoromycetes; Mucorales; Mucoraceae
Product: dipeptidyl peptidase III
Exons: 3
Coding region: 1-2058 (685 amino acids)
Biological process (GO): proteolysis
Cellular component (GO): cytoplasm
Molecular function (GO): metalloexopeptidase activity; dipeptidyl-peptidase activity
Source: RefSeq, a predicted model, not a curated record